UCCUCAUCGUCGCGCAAGCGCAAGAGCAACCCUUGUUUGCGGAGUUUGGGAGGCUUCGAGCGCCGCCGCCUCUGCACUUCUUCUUCCUCCGACCUCGCCGCCGCCGCAGAAGCCGGGGGGGGGGGGGACUUCGCCGGCAUCGGCAUGUCGUCGCGGCUGUGCGUGAAGAACCUGCCCAAGGGCGCCGACGAGGGGCGGCUGCGGGAGGUGUUCUCGCGGAAGGGGGAGGUCACCGACGCCAAGGUCAUCCGCACCAAGGAUGGAAAGAGCAGGCAAUUUGCAUUCGUUGGUUUCAGAACUAACGAGGAGGCAGAGGAAGCACUCAAGUAUUUCAACAACACAUACAUCGACACUUGUAAGAUCACCUGCGAGGUUGCUCGUAAGAUUGGUGAUCCUGAAGCUCCUCGCCCUUGGAGCCGUCAUUCUUUAAAGAAGCCUGAAUAUAAUAGCAAAGACAAGACUAAGACUGGAGAUGUUAGUGCACCACUCAAAAGUUCCAAGGGCCAAAAAGUAUCUGAUGAUGUGGGAGGUUCUAAAGGCAGUGCCGCUAGUGAUCCCAAGUUCCAAGAGUUUCUUGAGGUUAUGCAGCCCCGCUCAAAAGCAAAGAUGUGGGCUAAUGAUACGAUGGGUACCCUUGAUGCUUCUGCCAAGGAUAGCAUGGUAGUUAGUGAAAAGCCUGAGAAACCUCAGAAGAAUGUUCCAGUUUCUGAGAAUGACUCAUCUUCUGGAGAUUCUUCUGAUGAGGAAAUGGCGAAUGAUCAGUCAGAAUCUGAUGAUUCCUCCUCAGAAGAGGCUUCAGAAGAGCUAAAAAUAGAAAGUAAACAAGGCAAAGAUAUGACAGAUAUGGACUUCUUUAAGAGUAAAAUCAAGAAAAAUUGGUCAGAUUCAGAAUCUGAUAGCGAAGAUUCUGGUGAUCAAUCGGACCACAGCACUGAUGAUGAAGACUCAUCUGAUGAAUCACACGAUGCAGAUGAAAAGGAUGAAAUAGCUCAUCAGAAGGAUAGUCUGAACUUGAAAAAAAAUGUAGAUAAGGAAAUGACUCUGGAAGGCUCUACUGUGCAAGAGGCGGGAAACUCUGACAACAAAGAGGUUGAAAAUCUUGACAGCCAACUAAAAGAAGAUGACAAUCAAGAAAAGGAAGAUGAAGAAGCUGCUUUAAUUACUGACGAGAAGAAGUUGGCACUGGAGACUGGCCGUUUAUUUUUCUGCAAUCUUCCAUAUGCAACUACUGAAGGUGAUUUAGUGGAGCUGUGUAGCCAAUAUGGUGAUGUUGAUCAAGCACGUAUUGUCGUUGAUAAAACCACAAAGCUAUCAACUGGAAGAGGUUAUGUGCUCUUUAGCCUUCCAGACUCAGCAGUCAGGGCACUUGAAUUGGACAACUCAAGUUUUCAGGGGCGACUUUUGCGUGUUAAGGCUGCUAAGCCACUAAAUAAUAAAAAGAUUGAAUCUAGUUACGAAGAGAAGAAAAUGAGUCUCAAACAACAAAAGUUGGAUCAGAGGAAAGCUUCUGAAAUCAGUGGGGAUACGAGAGCUUGGAACAGCUUUUAUAUGCGCCAAGAUACUGUUGCUGAAAACAUAGCAAGGAAGAAUGGAAUCAGUAAAAGUGAAUUACUUGAUAGAGAAGCAGAUGACCUUGCUGUUCGUAUUGCUCUUGGUGAGACACAUGUCAUUGCAGAGACCAAGAAAUAUUUAUCAAGGUCUGGAGUUAAUGUUGCUGCACUGGAAGAGCUUGCUUCCAAAAGAAAUGAGAAGUUUAAAAGAAGCAACCAUGUGAUAUUGGUAAAGAACUUGCCAUAUAGUUCUUGUGAGGAAGAUCUUGCCACAAUGUUUCGCAAACAUGGAAGCCUGGAUAAAAUCAUCCUCCCUCCAACCAGAGUGUUUGCCUUGGUAGUUUUUGUUGAAGCGACAGAAGCUCGGCAUGCUUUCAAAAAGUUACUGUACACAAGAUACAAGGAUACUCCACUGUAUUUGGAGUGGGCACCUGAAAAUAUUUUAUCUCCCACCUCAGCACCUGUGGAAGAUGAUGAGAAGGAUGUUGUUGGUGACAGGAUUGUUACUAAAGCAAUUGUAGAGCAAACUGUGGAAGGAGUGAGUGCUGAAGAGAUUGAUCCUGACAGGGUGGAGUCGCGAUCUGUAUUUGUCAAGAAUUUGAAUUUCAAGACAUCGGAUGAAUCCUUGAAGCAGCAUUUCAGCACAAAAUUGAAGAGUGGAAGUCUUAAAAGUGCAACGGUUAAGAAGCACAUUAAGAAUGGCAAGAAUGUUUCGAUGGGAUUUGGCUUUGUUGAGUUCGACUCAGUUGAAACUGCAACCAGUGUCUGCAAGGAUCUACAGGGAACGGUUUUGGAUGGACAUGCUUUGAUCUUGCAACUGUGUCAUGGGAGAAAAGAUGGUCAGACUAAGAAAAAUGAAAAGGAUAAGAGUUCAACAAAACUCCUCGUGCGGAAUGUAGCAUUUGAAGCAACUGAAAAGGACUUGCGGCAAUUAUUUAGCCCAUUUGGCCAGAUCAAAAGCCUCAGACUGCCUAUGAAGUUUGGGAGUCACAGGGGUUUCGCAUUUGUUGAAUUCGUCACAAAGCAAGAGGCGCAGAACGCUCUCCAAGCACUUGCGAGCACUCAUCUCUACGGGCGACAUUUGGUGAUCGAGCGAGCUAAGGAAGGAGAGACUCUUGAAGAACUACGAGCGAGGACCGCUGCUCAGUUUGUUGAUGAACAGAGUGGUUUCCAGAGGCUAUCCAAGAAGAGAAAGCAAACCAGCCUUGUGGACGAAGGCUCUGUUAAGUUUUCAAGGAUAGUAGAAUAGUGUUGUGUGUGGAUCGCGAGGUAACAAAAUUUUGAUCGUGUUGUAGUAGUAUUAUUGUAGAAUGAUAAUCAUUCGUAUAAGGUAAUGCAAUGCAAGUGCGUCCUAGAUACCACUUAGAAGUUCAACUGAUUCAGUUGUUAAUGAAGUGAUGCCACAAAUCAGGCGUUCAAGAUUCAAA
Molecule: messenger RNA, 2977 nt
Organism: Oryza sativa Japonica Group (Japanese rice)
Lineage: Eukaryota; Viridiplantae; Streptophyta; Magnoliopsida; Poales; Poaceae
Product: multiple RNA-binding domain-containing protein 1
Cellular component (GO): nucleus
Molecular function (GO): mRNA binding
Source: RefSeq, a predicted model, not a curated record